AUGGCGGCACUGCCGUUGUGCGACCGGAGAGCAGAGCCCCUGGGGAGGCCGGGGUCUGCGGCGGGAGCCCAGCGCAUCGCCCCGCUCGCGCGGGGGCGAAUUCGCUCUCGAUUCGGCGUUGGCUUCGAGACGCCAGGGUCGCACCCGCCCGCGGGACUGAGGCUGGCCGGUUUUGCGGGAGAGCCUCCGUUGGCGUCGUUCCAGCCUGGCACUUGGCGACGUCGCUGGAGAAACUCCCGCCAGCGUCACGCCGGCGAGGCACGGUUCAGCUCCGCGGGCGCAGGGCGCGUGGGAGGCGUGAUCGGCUCCCGGCUUGAUGAACCGAGGGCGUUUGUCAGUGUCUCCUCGUUAAACUUCGGACGGCUGAGCGGCGUUCGCAGUAAGAGUAAUCAUGGUGGAGAAGUUUUCCUGCAGACAGUAGCGAAGACAUUCGGUCGAGACAAUGUGUUAAAUUUGGCUUUUUCCUUUGAAAGUCCCAGGCGCAGGUUUGCAUCCUCUUGUGACUGGGCUCUUUAUCCUUCUGAACCUUUCUUCCAACUUGUGAAGUUACGGAAACUUGGACUUAGUGAUAAUGAAAUCCAGCGGCUCCCUCCAGAAAUAGCGAAUUUCAUGCAGCUGGUGGAGCUUGAUUUGUCUCGAAAUGAUAUUCCUGAAAUACCAGAAAGCAUCUCAUUCUGCAGAGCACUACAGGUAGCAGAUUUCAGUGGGAAUCCACUGACUAGGUUGCCUGAAAGCUUUCCUGAAUUACAGAAUCUAACGUGUCUUUCGGUAAAUGACAUCUCUCUGCAAGCACUACCUGAAAACAUUGGGAAUCUUUAUAACCUGGCUUCACUGGAACUUAGAGAAAAUUUGCUGACAUAUUUACCUGAAUCUCUUGCCCAGCUGCAGCGACUAGAAGAACUUGAUUUAGGAAACAAUGAACUUUAUCACUUGCCAGAAACAAUUGGUGCACUUUUCAAUCUUAAAGACCUCUGGUUGGAUGGAAACCAAUUAGCUGAAAUACCUCAGGAAGUAGGAAACCUGAAAAACCUGCUCUGUCUGGAUGUUUCUGAAAAUAAAUUGGAAUGCCUUCCUGAAGAAAUUAGUGGUCUGACUUCUUUAACAGACUUGCUUGUUUCUCAGAAUUUACUUCAGAUCUUACCUGAUGGCAUUGGAAAAUUGAGGAAGCUCUCCAUUUUGAAGGUUGAUCAGAACAAACUUAUUCAACUAACAGAUUCAAUUGGAGACUGUGAAAGCCUUACUGAACUAGUUCUAACAGAAAACCAACUGCAGUCAUUGCCGAAGAGCAUCGGAAAACUAAAGAAGCUGAACAAUUUGAAUGCCGAUAGAAACAAAUUAACAUCUUUGCCCAAAGAGAUUGGGGGGUGCUGUGGUCUUAACGUCUUUUCUGUACGUGACAACAGAUUAUCUCGAAUUCCUUCUGAAAUUUCACAAGCCACUGAACUUCAUGUCUUGGAUGUUGCUGGAAACAGGCUGACGUAUCUUCCCCUCUCGCUGACUACCUUAAAGCUGAAGGCUCUGUGGUUGUCUGAUAACCAAUCCCAACCUUUGCUGACGUUUCAGACUGACACAGACCCUGAAACAGGAGAAAAGAUUUUAACAUGUGUAUUACUUCCUCAAAUGCCUUCUGAGCCUGGUUGCCAAGAUAACCUACCACGAUGUGGCGCACUGGAGAGCUUGGUAAAUGAAAUGUCGGAUGAAACAUGGAAUGAGCGGGCAGUGAAUAGAGUCAGUGCAAUUCGCUUCUUAGAAGAUGAAAAAGAUGAAGAGGAUAACGAAAUGAGAACACUUCUAAGGCGAGCCACUCCACACCCUGGAGAAUUAAAGAACAUGAAAAAGACAGUGGAGAAUUUACGGAAUGAUAUGAAUGCUGCUAAAGGACUGGAUUCAAACAAAAACGAGGUCAAUAAUGCCAUUGACAGAGUGACCACUUCUGUGUAGAGUUUCAUCUCC
Molecule: messenger RNA, 1953 nt
Organism: Opisthocomus hoazin
Lineage: Eukaryota; Metazoa; Chordata; Aves; Opisthocomiformes; Opisthocomidae
Source: RefSeq, a predicted model, not a curated record